Messenger RNA from Eurypyga helias (sunbittern), 528 nucleotides. It is a transcript of the gene CLTRN, whose product is annotated as transmembrane protein 27. The transcript is spliced from 5 exons. The coding region runs from base 1 to 528 and encodes 175 amino acids. The record is from RefSeq and is a predicted model, not a curated record. NCBI's taxonomy places the organism in Eukaryota, Metazoa, Chordata, Aves, Eurypygiformes, Eurypygidae.
AUGUUACGGGUUUUGCUGCUUGCUGUCUCUGUAGUUGCCAUUGCUCGCACUGAGCUCUGCAAGCCAGAUGCACAGAAUGCUUUCAAAGUACGGCUUAGUAUCAAAACAGCUUUGGGAGAUAAUGCAUAUGCCUGGGAUGCCAAUGAGGAGUACCUCUUCAAAGCAAUGGUGGCUUUUGCAAUGAGAAAAUAUUCCAGCAAGAGCACAACUCAAAUUUCCAAUGUGCUGCUCUGCAACGUGACGGAUCGGGUAUCAUUUUGGUUUGUGGUCACAGAUUCUUCCAAAGAUGUGACAACUGUUCCUGGAAGUGAGGUAGAGGCAGCCAUCAGGAUGAACCGGAACAGAAUCAACAGUGCCUUCCUAUUGAGUGACAAAACACUGCAGUUCCUAAAGAUAGCCUCAACCUUAUCGCCUCCUGUUGAACCCUCCACGCCUGUCUGGCUUAUCGUAUUUGGUGUUGUUCUUUCUGUCAUUGUGGCUGGAAUUGUUUUCCUCGUUGUUGCAGGGAUUCAGCAACGCAAGAAGUAA